Messenger RNA from Theileria equi strain WA, 1687 nucleotides. RefSeq lists its product as hypothetical. The transcript is spliced from 3 exons. NCBI's taxonomy places the organism in Eukaryota, Apicomplexa, Aconoidasida, Piroplasmida, Theileriidae. The coding region runs from base 143 to 1687 and encodes 514 amino acids. The record is from RefSeq and is a predicted model, not a curated record.
AAUACCAAUAUUUUAUGGCCAAAAUUUGGCUGAAAUGUAGUUUUAUAUUUUAAAUGUGGGUUUUAUCAAUUAUAGGUAUAGUUAUGGUCAUAAAUUAGAAUUUAAUAAGGAUGCCACAAUGUGUUUUGGUUUGUGAGCUAAAAUGACCAAAAGUUUGCUAAACGGAUAUUUUAUCAACGGUUUGAACAAUGUAAAGUCCCGUUACUUUCUACAAGUCCUUGGAAUCCACAAGAUUCACGAACAUAACCUCUCGAAUGCCCUUCGGGAUUUUGCCCUGUUGAGCAAAUCUGACAGUGCUAACCAGUUAGUGUACUAUAAGGAUGAUUUUAUUAGAUUUGUUCACCUCAUGCGACCGAGCGAAAUUUGUAUGGUUGCACAUGGAUAUUCGCAAAUCCAUUUAGACGACCUAAAUUGGUGGAGUAAAUUCAAUAAUAUAUCAUCAGAGAUAAUUUAUGAUAUUGAUGCACAAGAGAUUGCAGGGUUAGUACACAGUUUAACAAGGAUAUAUACAACUCAACAACCGAUAAUAUGCCAGUUACUUGAAGAGUAUACCAAAUGGACUAUACAUACAACAUCUUCAUCAUUGUCAAUGCUAGUUAGAGCUGUUGCAAACAUAAAUAUGGACCCCGGAUACUUGAGGAUGUUUAAUAAACGUGCAAUGGAAUUGUAUGAUAAGUUGAAUAUACUAGAUGUUAUAUUCCUUUUAACCUCAAAUUCUAAGGCACAAAUCAAAGACGUUGACCUUUACACAAAGCUGUGCACACGUGCUAUAGUUCUUUUAGAUGAUAUGGAAUAUCAUCACAUACGUGCUGUAGCUGCUUCUAUAGGUAUUGGCGGAUUUAAAUCAUAUUUAAUGUUCAACAUAUUGACAAUUAGAUUACUAAAAGUACUAAAUAAUCAUACAAUUACCGAAGGGGAUUUAAUAUCAUUACUUCUCUCUUUUACUAGACAAUUUUUUGUGACUACAGAAUUACAAAUUGACCAGAAGUUAUACACAGACGUACUUUUAAAAUAUGGAUACAAUAUUGAUAAGGACAAGUUUACAUUUCCCCUAAAGGAAAUUUAUCCGGUGUUUUGCAAUGCACUAGAUGAAAAAUUGGAUUUAAUAGAAGCAAAAGGAAUGCCAAUAUUAGUAAGAGCAAUUUAUAUUCUAAAAAUUCCAGUAGAACAAAAAACAAUGGACAAAAUAUUUGAAUACACCGCAACUUUUAUACGAGAGAAUUCAUAUUAUUUGGAUAAAAUGCUGAGUCUAAUAUACAGCUCGUCACGUUUUAGAGAAAAAAAUACAUCCUUCUGGAAGGCUACAUACGAGUGGUUCAGUCAGUUAGAUCUAAAUAAAAUUUCCAAGGUGGACUUGGUAAAGGUGUUAUUUUUGGAUUGCUCAAAAGAAAAUACAGGGUAUAUGAAUGAUACUACACUCCUUUAUCUUCUUACGCAUUGUUUUAAAAAUCAAGAAUAUACAGUAAUCGCAGACGCAAGGUGUAUAGAAGCGUUAACAGCCAAUGUUGAUAAAAUAGCCUUGACAAACUUGAUUUCUAUUUUAAAGUCAUAUCGUGAUUUUUACAUAGAUCACGAGUUACCUAUGCUUCAAUUUUCUAGAUUUCUGGACUCUGUACAAAUGAAAAUACAGAAUAGUUCCAACAUCGCAUGUGAUGAAAUUGCUGCCAUACAACCUAAAAGUAAUUAG